AUGCCAGGGAAUCAAGGCCUCCGUUUCCCCUUCCAAGAUGACGACCUUAACGAAGAUGACCUAUUCGUCCCCUUCUCAUCAAUGAGACUCGAUCUACCCUUAGAGGACGACCCCAGCAUCAGCUUCGCGCUCGCCAAUAUAGACGUGAGCGAUGACGAGGGUGAACCAAUUCCCAUGAGUCCCAGCCAUCGCUCGGUUCCUGGUAUAUUCACAGGAAUCUUUUCCAGACCCCGGUCAGCCCGAAAUACUGCUUAUCAGCAAACAAGAGGCUCCCUCGCGGAUAUAGUGAACAGACUUAUGCAACUCGAGCGCCUCGUUGGCCAUCAUGGAUCCGCUCCGAUACCAGUCGCGGUCCGUACCCAACUACUGCCGUUCGAUGAGGCCCCGUACCAUAACCAGCCGCCAAAUUGGCAGACCCACCACGAGUACUUUCUUUGGUCGUGUCGAGGUACUGUCUCCACCAUUACGGACCAUCUUCAGGCGGUUUUCCAAUUCUCGCCACCGUUGGCGAAGUCGUUCGUGAGGGCUAAGCUGAAUAAUCACAACGCUUUGAGGCAAUUUGAAUUCCUGCAAGAGUACCUUCCGGGUGAGUCCCACUCAAUGCAGCGCGCAGAGGCUCGUAUAAUUCUAUGGGAGACAGGUAUUUCGGACCCAGAUGUUCUAGAAGGAAGACAGCGCAUGGAAAUCCCCCAAUUCAGUCCCACAGACCAUCGAUACGAGAGACCUAGGAUGCCGCACGGUCGACCUCCAUUCACUGACUGGGUGCAUAUUCAUGAUAGUUAUCUCUUGCUGUUCUUGGGCCAUCAUCCUCACGUCUUCUUGCGGCAGUGUCAUUGGAUGUUCGAUUGCCAGCCGACGGAUCAUUUUGUUUCUAUUAGGAUGGCUCAGCUUCCAUUUUUGGGCAUUUCCGCAGAGGAUAUUAGCGGAGCAUUGGUGACUUUAAAGCGGUUUGGUUCGCCAGCAGCCGCUGCUGAAGAAGGCGUUUUGGUUGUUUGA
Molecule: messenger RNA, 996 nt
Organism: Aspergillus chevalieri
Lineage: Eukaryota; Fungi; Ascomycota; Eurotiomycetes; Eurotiales; Aspergillaceae
Exons: 1
Coding region: 1-996 (331 amino acids)
Source: RefSeq, a predicted model, not a curated record